UCGAGUAAAUUAGCGCUAUUUCAAAGACUACAACUAACCGCAGAUACUUAUAUGUUGAUGAGCGCUCGUGAAAGACGGAUAUUAUUCCCAUGUCGAACAGGAUUAUUCCUCUCACGGAGGUAUCAAAAGAUGUGAUGUAUCAAGGCACAAUGUAGAAUAUCAAUCAAUGGAAGAACAUACAACCAGGAGUAGCCAUGGCAACCGUCAAAAAGAAUACAACUUUGAGCAAAGAUCCAUAGAAAUCAACAACAUCCGGUCUACCAAUUUAAAGCAGAUUACCGUGAAAGACAGGAACAGUGCGAAAAGAAAGGAUUCACAAUUAAGAGUUAGCAAUGAAGGUAGAGGAAGGUCGCAUGAACACAAUGUUCCUUCUGAGAAUAGAUAUGAAACAAAACACAGUUUGCAAAACCACAAAGGACGCUCAACAUCCCUGCCUAGAGAGAGAGACCGACUUAAACAGGAAAAUUCAAAAUCUGCCCCAACAGAUGAAAAUUAUCAAAGAAAAACACCAAAGCAACUGCCAUUUAAAACAUACGAUGACACGACUAUUGGAAACGUCAAUGAAAACUCAAGGACAUCCACAGGAAAGAAACAAGCCACGCCCAGAAACAGACACAGGUCAGACGGCGAUGUACAUUCAAAAUUCUCAAGGAGUAAAUCAACUGAUUUACCAUAUCAAAAAUCCAAACGUUCCCUUUCAAUUAAUGAAUAUUCACCGAUUUCCUCUGAUGAAUCUCAGAUCAUGCAUACAGACACCACAAGACUGGUAUCAAAGAGAAAAACCAAAUCAAUGCAGCAUUUUAGAACGUUUUAUGACACACAAAAUGUCGAGAACAAAUCGUCUAUCAAAAAAUUUUCCCGGCAUCAGAAAUAUUUUUACUCAGAUGAAGACAGUAGCGAGGCCUCCAUUCCCCUCAGGACAGGAUUCAGGAACGGUAACCACGCCUCUUGUGUUCGUAAUGGCGUGUCCCCUGACACAACUCUGGAUAUGGAUGGUGCGUGUGACUACUCCUUCCCAGCUUUGGAAGGUUAUAGCAAACACGGACUAAAACACGGCUUCCCCAGUGCACCUUAUAAACGUAUCAAACAAAUGAAUAGUGGUAAUAUAUUUGUUGCAGUAUUAGGGUCGUUGUUGUUUAGUGUUGGUGCUUUUCUGUUGUUUUGUCCCACGGCAGCACUGUUAAUUGUGAUAUUUCCUUUAUCUUUCCUCAUUAAGACUUCUCUGUUUUCGUGUGGAUGUAACUGUAACAACUGUUGUGAAUGCGGUGUACAUUUGUCCAGGAAGGAGCGAGCGUGGCAAGACAGUAUUGACGACAGUACAAUUAUAUACCAAGCUUUGUUGAUCAUCGAAUUUGGUCUUGAUCUGCACCGCAUACGGGACUUAAUAACUGCUCGACUAAUAUGCGCUGAGGAUAAAUCAAAGAGAAAAUUAUAUCCCAAAUUUACCAAAAAGCUUGCUCCCUCGUGCUCAGGAAUGGUUUGGGUUCCAGACCAUAGUUUUUCAAUCAACAACCACGUUUAUCCAUCUCAUCGUCGAGUUGAAAAUCAAGAGGACUUGCUAGAUUUUGUCUCCGAAUCAUCAUCUAAGCCCCUCCCGACGAACAGUCCUUUAUGGGAAAUACAAGUGGUGAAAAACUAUGGAGAUCAUAAAGACACGGUAUUAUUAGUACGCGUGCAUCCUAUUUUGUCAGAUGGGAUAUCUCUUAUACAUUGUGUUUUAGCGUCGUUGACGGAUUUGGAUUCGAUAUCUUACUCAGUGCCAAAAUAUUCUACGCGUGGGAAUUGUUCCAGAACCGUAAAAUCGUUCUUUUGUGGCCCAUUUAUUUUUCUGAAGGAGUAUUUCUUUGCUAAAUCGGACUUCAAUUUACUUCAUGGACGACACACAAUUCGUUCAAGUAAACGAGUGGUGUCGUGGUCUGAGCCGUAUCUUUUAGAAAAUGCUCGUCGGAUAUGUCAAGUGACGAGGUCGUCCUUAAACGAGGUCCUUGUUUCUGUGGCAGCAGGAUCUUUGCGGUCCUAUCUCCAACUGAAUGGUAUAGAAAAUCCGUAUAAUAUGCGCAGUCUCAUUCCAGUCCACUAUCGUUCAGGUUUCUCUGAAUACUUGAUAGACAACAAUCAAAAUGCUGUCAUGGUGAUCCCAAUUCCAUCAAACAUUGAAGGUGCUAUUCCACGAUUAUGGAAAAUGAAGUCUUUCAUGAGAGAAGUUAAUCACAAUGCGUUGUUUUCAGUUAGUAGAUUGGUCAGGUUUGUGACGUCAUAUGUCCUCCCCAGUGCUCUUUGCAAUCGUCUUUGGAAAUGUGUACGGAAUAAGUGCACGUGCAUCAUAUCCAAUAUCCCUGGACCAGAAGGUUCUAUACGAUUUGGGUCAAGGUUAAUCAAGGAGAUAGUAACCUGGAACCCACCAGUAGAUGGCGUGUGUGUGUCUAUAAAUUUCAUUUCUUAUGAUGAUCAUAUCAAGAUGGCCGUAAUGUCGGACCCAAUGGUUCUACCCAAUCCUGAGCUGAUAACCAAACACUUUGCACACCAGAUGACCUGCAUUGCUGACCUUUUAGCCAAUCGACGAAUUCCGGGAGAUCAACUGAACAAACGAAAUGAGGUUGUGGAUUUGGAUCCGGAAAUUCACGCAGAACAAACGGUAGAACAGAUCCACUAUAAGAUGUCUCUUAUUCAGCAAGAACUUCAAGAUCUGAAGAUUCAAUUAGAAUCAGAAGGAAAGCACAAACACGUAGUUGGCGAAACCAAAAUCAUCAAGAAAAUAGACUUCCUCAAGGAACAGUUCAGGGAAUUACUGGUGGAGUCACGUCAGCGCCGCGCGGCGGAACAGGAAAGCGCUAUGAUACUCUCUGAAGAUGAUCUGGAUGAGGACUUAGAUGAGGAUGGGGAACCCAGACGUCCAUUCCGCCGAAGGACAUUGUCCAUAAGUUCCCGGAUGUCCCGCCUCUCUACAGUAUCACAGUCAUCCACAGUACGACCUCUAGCGGCCAAUCCUGCGGUGCAGUUUGAGAUUAAUUCAGAGAUAGAUUCUGAAUCAGAAGCUUCCUUCAGGAUGGAUGGAAUUUCACAGAUUGGAAGACAACACCGGCGACAGCUGUCGGAACAACCGAAACAAUUUGAAAUUUUGGAAUACGCCUCCUCGCCUUCUGUUGAAAGAAAAAUGAGGACGUUUUAACAUGUUUUAGUCGAUGUCACGUGACAAAAGAAAAAUGAGGACGUUUUAACAUGUUUUAGUCGAUGUCACGUGACAAAAGAACAUGUUUUAGUCGAUGUCACGUGACAGGAUAUUGGUAUUGAAUGACGUUCCUUUGACGAAUUACUAGAUGAAAUCUUAUUGUUACAAAUUUGAUGUUAACGUUCUUUAAGACGUUGCGCAUAAUUUAAUUAUAGUUGGUCACAAUCAAACGUGAAGAUUCCACGCCAUCAUCAAACGUAGGUGUUGCGUUUAUUGUUUGUUACCAUGUAGAGUCAUGUAAGGGUAGAGACACUAGAGAAAUGUCACUGAACUGGUAAUAGAAAUGAGGAAUAACUUCAAGCACGUGUUUAAUUAAUACGUAUAUUCAGCAAACAAAGCGUGGGGUUUGUGUAGGAGUCACCACGCACGUCCAUCCAUUCAUCUGUAGCUUCUUUCUCUGACACGAUUGAGUUAUUUCCCUCCCUCCAAUUUUGUUGAAAUGUUUUAUACCGUUUUAACCAGUGCACUGCGUUUUUUCCAGAUUUAUCGGUUUAGUUUUGAGACGGAUAUGACUAUUAUUUAAGCUUUAUUAUAAUGACAUUUCUGUACAUUUCUGUCAGUACUAUCAUAUAUUUGCAACAAAGAAAGAUAUGAUGCUUGUAGUCACACAAAGGUUGAGGAUUGCAUAGCGGUCAUUUGUAGAAUUUAAAAGUUCGUUGGGAAAAUAUGUUGUCCAUGUUCAGUCCUGAGAAUUAAAGCAGGGAAUCUUGAGACAGUCACGAUUGAUGAAGAUGUAACUCAUACCUUUCGGAUUUGUCAUGAUCAAUUCCGAGGUAAUUAAAACAAUGUCAAGGUCACAUACAAUAUAGUAUAUAACCUUUGUCUAGGUCAUAUAUUUACAGCAAAUGAAGGUGAAAUACGCGUGUAUCACAAAAGCAUUGACAAUGCACCUAAUCCAAGCCAAGGUCAUUUAAACAUGCCGAGGUCACUGGGAAAAAUAAUUCUAAUACAUGCGUUGACUGCAGUUGAAACGGAAAUUUUUUAGAUACGAGGAACAAUUGUUCACUGUGCCUUGUGGAUGUGGCCAGGUCUUUCCUUAAAGUAAUUUGUACAAUAUCAAGGUCACGUACAGAGGAAAGACACUUAGUUCCUUUGAAUAUCAUAUUUUGGUAACAGGGGGAGAUACAAUGCUUAUAGUGGAACAUUUUGAAAUGCUGAUGUGUCCUGACCUUAAAUUCCUUUGGACACUGUAAAGGUUGAAAUCUUGUAACGGUCAUAUCCUUAGAGCACGGAAUUCAAAACAUGCACACUGAAUGCAAAGGAUGUCUUGACCAUCUGUGGUGACAUUAAGUCCAUGGUUAUUAUAGAAACAUGUUUAUAUUGUAUAUGUAUCUUCACUUUGUUGAAUAAUAGAUCUCUAACUUUGAUCAUGGCCGUAAGGAGUGCCAUGGCCAUCACACAAGGUGAAUAAUUUUAAUGUCAAGGUUAUGCGAUUUUCAUUUCUCUGAAAUGUAAGUAAUAACAGUAUAAAUAUUAACAGUACAUGUAUUUUGAAUAUGGCCCAGUUGGUGAUAUUGAAGUGUGACCCAAAUAUUGCUUUUAAUAGUCUUCAGAGGAAAGAAAGACGGCAAAACUAAUGCAAAAUACACGUACCAAUAAGUUGAAAAUCUAUUGUUUAGAUGUGAACCAGUAUAUCGUACAUGUUUAUGUGAGUGUGUGGUCGAUAUUAGUGUGGAUUUACUGUGUUAUGAACUGUAUAUACUCACGUUAUUAAUACCAUAGUACAGUUGAAAUAUUGGGCAUUACAAAGAUCAAAGAAUAUUGAAUUAUUGUUUUUCAUGUUAAUGUGUUGAUUGACAGGAUUAAAUGGUUUUUAACA
This is a messenger RNA of Ostrea edulis (European flat oyster), 5048 nucleotides long. RefSeq lists its product as uncharacterized. Gene Ontology annotation, cellular component: plasma membrane. The record is from RefSeq and is a predicted model, not a curated record. Bases 167 to 3169 code for a protein of 1000 amino acids. The transcript is spliced from 6 exons. Gene Ontology annotation, biological process: triglyceride biosynthetic process. Gene Ontology annotation, molecular function: long-chain-alcohol O-fatty-acyltransferase activity; diacylglycerol O-acyltransferase activity. Lineage: Eukaryota; Metazoa; Mollusca; Bivalvia; Ostreida; Ostreidae.